GUCUCUGAAAACAACGACUAUGGAGGAAGAAUUCGAAGGUGAACCAAGAAUUGGUGGCCAUGAUGUUGUGUUUGUAGAUGAGUUGUCUCCAGGCCAAAUCUGCCCCGUAUGCCUUCUUGCCAUGCGGAGCCCCGUACAGACUGUGUGUGGUCAUCGAUUCUGCGAAAGCUGCUUGUUAGAAACAUUCAGGGAUCGGGAACGCCAUGGUCAAGUUUGUCCACAAGAUAGGAAUCCUAUUCCUGAUGGAGGGUUCUUCCGUGAUGUGGCCUGGGAGAGGGAGAUACUUUCUCUCCGCGUCAAAUGCAAGCAGAAUGAAAGAGGAUGUGACUGGACUGGACAACUACGUCACUACGAGGUAGCUUGUUGUAAAUGAUUAGCUUAAUUUUCGAUCGGAUAAGCUUUAUAUCUCAUAUCUGAUGCAGCUUUGACUAUCGAGCAAAGGUUAUCGAAGACUCCGUCAAAAGACAAUCGAUAACAACCACAUCAAUAUAAUGAAGUUAAAACUCUAGAUUUUCUUGUAUCGUACGGAUAAUUAACCACUAGAGGCAUUUGUUUUGGUUGCGGUAAUU
Orbicella faveolata is the source of this 569-nucleotide messenger RNA. RefSeq names its product TNF receptor-associated factor 4-like. The record is from RefSeq and is a predicted model, not a curated record. Lineage: Eukaryota; Metazoa; Cnidaria; Anthozoa; Scleractinia; Merulinidae. Gene Ontology annotation, biological process: regulation of canonical NF-kappaB signal transduction. Gene Ontology annotation, molecular function: zinc ion binding; ubiquitin protein ligase binding; tumor necrosis factor receptor binding. Gene Ontology annotation, cellular component: plasma membrane signaling receptor complex.